This is a messenger RNA of Chrysochloris asiatica (Cape golden mole), 555 nucleotides long. It is a transcript of the gene CRYAA, whose product is annotated as crystallin, alpha A. NCBI's taxonomy places the organism in Eukaryota, Metazoa, Chordata, Mammalia, Afrosoricida, Chrysochloridae. Gene Ontology annotation, molecular function: protein folding chaperone; structural constituent of eye lens. Gene Ontology annotation, biological process: protein refolding; lens development in camera-type eye; response to heat. Bases 1 to 555 code for a protein of 184 amino acids. The transcript is spliced from 3 exons. The record is from RefSeq and is a predicted model, not a curated record.
AUGGAAGUCACCAUCCAGCAUCCCUGGGUCAAAUGUGCAUUGGGGCCCUUCUACCCCAGCCAAUUAUCUGACCAGUUUUUUGGCGGGGGCUUACUUGAGUACAACCUAGUGCACUUCCUGUCCUCCACCAUCAGCCCCCACUAUCGCCUGUCUCUCUUCCACACCGUGCUCAACUCGGGCAUCUCUGAGCUAAGACCCACAUUUGGGUUCCAGGUCCGGUCGGACAGGGACCAGUUCCUCAUUCUCUUGGACAUGAAGCACUUUCCCCCCAAGGAUCUGACAGUGAAGGUACUGGAGGACUUCGUGGAGAUCCAUGGCAAACACAAUGAGAAGCAGGAUGACCAUGGCUACAUCUCCCGUGUCUCCCAUGAGUUCCACCGUCACUACUGCCUGCCCUCCAACGUGGACCAGUCAGCCCUCUCCUGCUCCCUGUCCGCGGAUGGCAUGCUGACCUUCUUUGGCCCCAAGGUCCAGUCUGGCACAGACACAAGCCACAGCGAGCGGGCCAUUCCUGUGUCCCGGGAGGAGAAGGCCACCUCUGCACCCUCGUCCUAG